This is a messenger RNA of Galendromus occidentalis (western predatory mite), 1049 nucleotides long. RefSeq names its product exosome complex component Rrp42. The record is from RefSeq and is a predicted model, not a curated record. Lineage: Eukaryota; Metazoa; Arthropoda; Arachnida; Mesostigmata; Phytoseiidae. The transcript has a single exon. Gene Ontology annotation, cellular component: nuclear exosome (RNase complex); cytoplasmic exosome (RNase complex). Gene Ontology annotation, molecular function: mRNA 3'-UTR AU-rich region binding. Bases 105 to 974 code for a protein of 289 amino acids. Gene Ontology annotation, biological process: rRNA catabolic process; U4 snRNA 3'-end processing; nuclear polyadenylation-dependent rRNA catabolic process.
UUGGAACUACUCGGCCGCGCGGCACGAGUGUUUGUCACAUGCUCGGAGAACUUCUCUUAUGGAGUGUAGCCUGAUUCCAAUAUAUUCCUGACCAGAUUGGCGUGAUGGCAAAUCUAGCCGUCAGUGACUCAGAGAAGACUUUCAUCAUUCACGGAGUGGAGGACAAUCUCCGGUGCGACGGACGGGGUUGUCUCGACUACCGGCACAUCGAGUUAGAGCUCGGUGCUGCGCCAAAUUGCAGUGGUUCAUCGCAUGUGAGGAUCGCGAAUACCGAUGUACUGGUUGGUAUAAAAGCGGAAAUCGCGGCCCCGGAUCACGCCGCGCCUGAUAGGGGUCGCAUAGAAUUUUUCGUCGAUCUGACGGCUAACGCGGAUCCGGAAUUCGAGGGUACCGGUGGUGAUGAACUCGGCCAGCAGAUCGCUGGAGCACUGGCAGAGGCCUACGUAUCGAAGCGCUUCCUCGACCUGAGCUCGCUGUGCAUAGUGAAAAACCAACAAGUUUGGGUUCUGUUCGUCGACAUUCUGAUCCUUGAACUCGGCGGGAGUCUAUACGAUGCCGUUUCGAUCGCGGUUAAAGCCGCGCUUUACGAUCUGCGCAUUCCGAAGCUGACUGUGUCAAUCGGAGAAGACGGUAAACCGGAGAUCGAAGUAUCUGAUGAUCCCCACACACAAGAGCCUCUAGCCAUCGCAAACGUGCCGUGCUUCGUGACUCUAUCGAAAAUCGGAUCCCAGUUCGUCGUUGACGUCAGUCAGGAGGAGGCCGAGUGUUCCACGGUGAACAUGUGCUGUGCAAUUGCUCCGAACGGUCGUAUGGCGACAACGAUGAAGACCGGCGUGGGAAGUCUUCAUCCAGACAGUCUGAUAGAAGCUCUGCAAUUGGCUCAAGAGAUCGGAGUCGCCCUGCACAAAGCACUUCAUAAACAGUUCGUCAAAGCCCAAGAACUCAGUGGACGAACUAAUGGUUUCUUGUUAUAGGUCGAACCUUUGUCGUAUCGACAAUGGUCGACAUUUUCGGACUCAUGAUGACCUUGUAAAUUAAAUCAAUAAACA